AUGAACCGGCAAAGUCCACCCCAGAUGUCGAGGGACGCUAUGAGCGACCAGGCCUACAUCGACUUUUUGGUCGACGAAGCUGAUGGCGCCGGCGCUGGGGGCUCUAGUCUUAGUGGCCCCGCGGAACACGCCACGCGGCUGGAAAAUCGACCCAUGGCUGCACCGCACCGACAAAUCGCACCACACACUCUACCACCCACCCCAACCUCGACGGCCCUGGAUCCCCGGCGCUUCCCGGCCGCGCAUCUGCAAUCGCCGCACCAUCAACAGCAGCAGAUCGAUCGCCAGCAUCUUCAUGAACCGGCCGUCAGCUUUGGUACGCCAUUAUCGCCCAACCUAGCCCCUGCGGCGCUGGGAAAACAAUGGUACGAAGCUGAAGAUGAGGACGAGGAUCCAUCGUCGGUCGCCGACGAGGGCAGCCAACCCGGAAUAGACGACUCUUCUCGGUCUAGUGGUGCAACCCAGUCAAAACGCCACAAGCAACCCGCGCACGAAUUCGCCACGCAGCAACAUGACUUUCCCGAUCAAACCGCGCUGACCCUGACCGGCGCAUCGAGGAACGCGCCGCCGAGCCCCGGCGUCACGGCCCCAUCAUCGUCGUCUUCGUCCACCGCCCGCCCUAGCAAACUCCGCAGCGCCUCGCGAAUGUCGAAAAACACGCAUCACAAGCCCGCCGAGACCAUUGAGGAGCGUCGCAGCCGGGCCUCGCACAACCUUGUCGAGAAGCAAUAUCGCAACAGGCUGAAUGCCCAAUUCGAAAGCUUGCUCAAUUCGCUCCCGGAACAUGUGCGAAGCGGGGGCCCGGGCGACGAGGAUGACUCGGAAGGUCCCAUGCCAGACACGACUGAUCGGAGAGUGAGCAAAGCCGAGGUGCUCGAAAUGGCUCGGAGACAUAUCAAGUCGCUCGAGAGGAAUAAUUCCACCCUCGCUCGUGAGCGGGACGAUUUAGCGCAGCAGGUCGAGAUGCUUCGGAGCGAGAGGGAGUCGCAGUCCGAAACGGGCUCUAACCCAUGA
Molecule: messenger RNA, 1014 nt
Organism: Parascedosporium putredinis
Lineage: Eukaryota; Fungi; Ascomycota; Sordariomycetes; Microascales; Microascaceae
Source: the annotation of a GenBank genome assembly